Messenger RNA from Williopsis jadinii, 2793 nucleotides. It is a transcript of the gene CWH43, whose product is annotated as Cwh43p. Gene Ontology annotation, cellular component: endoplasmic reticulum. Lineage: Eukaryota; Fungi; Ascomycota; Saccharomycetes; Phaffomycetales; Wickerhamomycetaceae. Gene Ontology annotation, biological process: GPI anchor biosynthetic process; fungal-type cell wall organization. The record is from RefSeq and is a predicted model, not a curated record. The coding region runs from base 1 to 2793 and encodes 930 amino acids. The transcript has a single exon.
AUGUCUGAGGGGCGUUCGUUGUUGACGUUGAACGCUCGCUAUAUUUCCAUAGCUCAUACUGUAUGCGCUGCUUCUGCGUUCAUAGCUGCUCUUAUUGUCGGGUGCCUUCUUCAUUACAACAAGAUUGUUGAGAAUGCUCAUUAUGGUUAUCCAGAUGAAUGGUUCCCGAGUGUGAGUGCGACAAUUGGUGACAGAUACCCUGAAAGAGCGGUCUUCCAGAUCCUCAUUGCGUUGACGUCGGGCCCGAGGUUUCUGCUCUUGAUCACCUCAUUCUUCCGCUAUAGCGGUACCAAGACAACCAGUCAAAACGUGUUUGGCUUGCUUGUGGGUGUCCUGAGAACUGUCACCUGCGGAGGAUGGGUGUAUAUCACAAGCACUGACGAUCACGAUGCACAUGACGUGUUCAUGAUUGCGUACAUCGUUUUGACCAUUCCAUGGGAUACCUACGUGAUCACGGCAACUCCAAAGAGAACGAGAUUGAGAAGUUACAGGCUGUGGACCUGUUUGGCGUUCUUUGGAACUUUAGUACCACUGAUAUACUGGUUCAUCCAACACAAGAUCCACAGAGUUGCUGGUGCUUACUCUGUUUAUGCCUACUUUGAAUGGUCAUUGAUCAUUUUGGACAUUGCAUUCGACGCAUGGACUGUCGUGGACUUUGCAGAUUUGACAUUGGUAUUGCAAGGCACUGAGUUGGGGUUUCAGCUGAAGCAGGAGACUACAGAGUCUUCAUCUGUUGAAACAUCGGCGUAUUCUGUUAAUGACGUUGGCUUAUUCGAAAUCGUUAUAAACACAAUCAACGCGUUUAUGUUUUGGUCUGUGAUUACCGGUUUGCCACUGGUUGUUUGGUACUUUUCCCUUUGGGAAUUGGCAUUCUCAGGCUUUGAAGUCUCUAUUGUUGCCAAUAUCUUCACCUUCCUCUUGUUGAUUCCAUUUGUCAAGAAAUUCUUUACCUAUUACCCACAGGUGUCCCGUUUCAUUGGUGUCUUGGCAGGUGUUGGGUCGUAUAAGAUCCAUCAAGAAGACUACAGAUUAUUGGCCAAUGGUAUUGCGUGUGUGUUUAUGUGGAUUUCUUUGGCGAAUGAAGUUCAUUGUUACUCAUUCGAUAACAAACGUGGAAAGGUUUACGCAACAACCUUUACGCUCGGUCUUAUCCUCACUUCAAUUGCAAAAUUUGCCAAUUAUACCAAUAACCCAAUUUGGCCAAUCAUGAACGAAUUCAACGGUGGUUGGAACAUGACUGGUUUGAUCAUUGGCUUGGUGUCGGCUUUGUUUACUCCAAGAUCAAAAUCAACUGGUACCACUGUAUCAGCCGUCGAGAACACACCAUCGUUUCUCAUCACCUCAGUCGGACUUGGUGCAUUGCUCUUCAGCUUGCAUGCCAUGAUUACUGAUUCUUCCACAAUGAUAACGUGGCUAUGGGAAGGUUAUCCACAUGUCGGACCAACUGCUGUACCACACGGUGCAAUCUCAAUUACAGUUGCUUUGCUCGGUGCAUAUUUGGGUUUGGCAUAUCCUGCCAUAACCUCACCAAUUUUUGUUGUCUUGGGCUGUAUAUCCGCAGCUGUGUUGUACAGCUUGAGAGGAUGGCUUGGAUACGCUGGUGUAUUGGGUUACACCAUAUUCCUCACCAGUGCAGUGCCAGCUUACUUCAACCAAGCAUCAAAGUUCCAUCCUGGAAAGAUCUUUACGUUGACUGGCUUAAUCAACAUCCUUUACCUUUUGGCACACGUUUGGGUCGUUGCUUAUGCAUUUGUUCCUGCAGGUUGGUUGCUCAGAGAAAGAACAGAUAUCGUCUUAGGAUCAUCUACUGUUUUGGUCGCUGCUGGCCUUUUGUCCUUCAACAAGCUUAGUGCUCCACAGAUUGACGUUUCAAGUGCGUUGUGCAGCGUCAAGAAGAUCAUAUACCCGCUCAUUGUAAUAAGUGGACUCAUCGCUUAUAUCCGUUUACCAACUUCAGACCCAGUGCCAUACCAUCCAGGGACAAAUAUGUUCACGGCAGGUAUCUGGACAAUCCAUUUUGGCCUCGACAACGAGAUGUGGGCUUCUGAGGGACGUAUGCGUGAUUUGAUUCGUGAUCUAGAGCUGGACAUUGUUGGACUCUUAGAGUCUGACACGCAGAGAGUCGUCAUGGGUAACAGAGACUUGACCCAAAAGUUGGCACAUGAUUUGAACAUGUACGCUGAUUUUGGACCGGGCCCUAACAAGCACACCUGGGGUGCUGCUCUCUUAUCCAAGUUCCCAAUCAUCAACUCCACACACCACUUACUUCCUUCCCCCGUGGGUGAAUUGGCACCUGCCAUUCAUGCCACUUUAGACAUCUAUGGUGAACUCGUGGAUGUUGUUGUCUUCCACUCGGGUCAAGAGGAGGACGUUGAAGACAGACUGCUCCAAUCCUUGGGUGUUCGUGACAUCAUGGGGUCGAGCAACAGACCAAUGGUUCUUCUAAGUUACCUGGUCACCACGCCGCUGGAGGGCAACUACCACAACUAUGUCUCCGACAAGAGCGGAAUGCACGACGUUGACCCUACUGACUGGGACAGAUGGUGCCAGUACAUCUUGUACAAGAACCUGGAGAGAACCGCGUAUGCAAGGGUCAGUAGAAGCACAAUCACUGACACCGAAGUACAGGCUGCUAAAUUCGUCGUAAAUUCACCCGAGGCUCAGAGUUACUCACAACAGAGAAUCAGCGAGGACGAUGUUCCAGAGGAGAUGAGAUUCCCGCUGAUGUUCUACGGCGAGGGUGUAAGGGGACACGCUUACCACGUCUUUGAUGAGCCUCGCUACUACGAGUAG